Messenger RNA from Microcebus murinus (gray mouse lemur), 2035 nucleotides. It is a transcript of the gene SQSTM1, whose product is annotated as sequestosome 1. Gene Ontology annotation, biological process: mitophagy; endosome organization; aggrephagy. Gene Ontology annotation, molecular function: zinc ion binding; protein kinase C binding; K63-linked polyubiquitin modification-dependent protein binding. Lineage: Eukaryota; Metazoa; Chordata; Mammalia; Primates; Cheirogaleidae. Gene Ontology annotation, cellular component: aggresome; amphisome. The record is from RefSeq and is a predicted model, not a curated record.
GCGGGCGGGGCCGUGUCCCCUACAAAAGGCGCGGCGGCGGGCGCUGCGCGGCGGCUGCUCGGGCUGGCGGCCAUGGCGUCGUGCACCGUGAAGGCCUACCUUCUGGGCAAGGAGGACGCGGCGCGCGAGAUCCGCCGCUUCAGCUUCUGCUUCAGCCCCGAGCCCGAGGCGGAAGCCGAGGCCGCAGCUGGGCCCGGGCCCUGCGAGCGGCUGCUGAGUCGGGUGGCUGCCCUGUUCCCCGCGCUGCGGCCCGGCGGCUUUCAGGCGCACUACCGCGAUGAGGAUGGGGACUUGGUUGCCUUUUCCAGUGAUGAGGAACUGACAAUGGCCAUGUCCUACGUGAAGGAUGACAUUUUCCGAAUCUACAUUAAAGAGAAGAAGGAGUGCCGGCGGGACCACCGCCCCCUAUAUGCUCAGGAGGCACCCCGCAACAUGGUGCACCCCAAUGUAAUCUGCGACGGUUGCAAUGGGCCUGUGGUGGGAACCCGCUACAAGUGCAGCAUCUGCCCGGACUAUGACCUGUGCGCUGUCUGCGAGGGGAAGGGCCUGCACGGAGGCCACACCAAGAUCGCGCUCCCCAGCCCCUCUGGGCACCUCUCCGAGGGCUUCUCUCACAGCCGCUGGCUCCGCAAGCUGAAACACGGGCACUUUGGGUGGCCAGGCUGGGAGAUGGGCCCACCAGGGAACUGGAGCCCACGUCCUCCCCGAGCAGGGGAUGCCCACCCCAGCCCGCCCGCGGAAUCAGCUUCUGGUCCAUCUGAGGAUCCCAGCGUGAGUUUCCUGAAGAAUGUAGGAGAGAGCGUGGCAGCUGCCCUCGGCCCCCUGGGCAUUGAAGUUGAUAUUGAUGUGGAACAUGGAGGGAAAAGAAGCCGCCUGAUGCCCAUCUCUCCAGAGACUUCCAGCACAGAAGAGAAGAGUGGCUCUCAGCCAAGCAGCUGCUCUUCUGACCCCACCAAGCCAGAAGGGAACGUCGAGAAUACCGAGCAGUCUCUGGCAGAGCAAAUGAAAAAGAUCGAACUGGAGUCUGUGGGGCAGCCCGAGGAACAGAUGGAAUCUGACAACUGUUCUGGAGGAGAUGAUGACUGGACCCAUUUAUCUUCAAAAGAAGUGGACCCAUCGACAGGUGAACUCCAGUCUCUACAGAUGCCAGACUCUGAAGGGCCAAGCUCUUUGGACCCUUCUCAGGAAGGACCCACAGGGCUGAAGGAAGCUGCCCUGUACCCACAUCUUCCACCAGAGGCUGACCCGAGGCUGAUCGAGUCCCUGUCUCAGAUGUUGUCCAUGGGGUUCUCUGAUGAAGGCGGCUGGCUCACCAGGCUCCUCCAGACCAAGAAUUAUGACAUUGGAGCUGCUCUGGACACCAUCCAGUAUUCAAAGCACCCGCCACCAUUGUGACCACUUCUGUUCACCAGUGUUCUCCUUUUUGGUCUCAUAGUUGUGUUGAGCUAGUGUAUGAUGCAGGCCUCUGCAUGGGCCAGUUUCUCUGCCUUCUUAUUCCAGAAUCGGGGGGUAGGGUGCAUGAAGCCAUUCAGGCAGCAGAACAAGUGACGUGGGGGGAAAGUCUGAGUGUGCCCAUCGAUGUCUAAGAAGCUAGCCUGGCCUCCCUCAGUGCCCUGGCUCCUUGCAGCUUCCCAGGGCAGAGCAGGCCCUGGCCCCAGCCUCUAUCCUGCCAGAGGCAUACCAGCAGCCUGAUGGCCUUCUGAUUUUUUUUUUUUAAGUUAACUAGUAGUACUGAGUUGAUUUUCUGCUUAGAAACCUGAUAUAUUCUGAUUUUGAAGGAGAGCUGGGAGGAUGGGGUAGCCGGUGGCUGCAGGGUCCCUACUGGGGAACCAGGAAGGGAAGACCACAUGCGAUGCUGCCUGCCACGUGCUGACCCUCUUCUCCUAACCACAAUGGUUCAGUUCUCUCAUUUCCAAAUGUGUCAGCUGCUUUUAAAGUGAGAAGAGUCCUUUGAAGUGAGAAGAGUCCUUUGUAGCCAUCCUAUUUCCAUAUUUCUAAACAAUCUGUAAUUAAAUGGUAUCAGCACUUUAAUCAA